Molecule: messenger RNA, 1078 nt
Organism: Vigna radiata var. radiata (mung bean)
Lineage: Eukaryota; Viridiplantae; Streptophyta; Magnoliopsida; Fabales; Fabaceae
Product: pentatricopeptide repeat-containing protein At3g22470, mitochondrial-like
Exons: 1
Coding region: 29-1072 (347 amino acids)
Molecular function (GO): protein binding
Source: RefSeq, a predicted model, not a curated record
CAGAACGGUUCAAGGUCGAUCAACAGUAAUGUAUACUAUAAUUAUUGACUCUUUAUUUAAAGAGAAACAUCCAAAAGAAGCUUAUGAUUUGUAUUAUGAGAUGGUUAUCAAGGGAAUUUAUCCUAAUGUUGUUACUUAUAGCACUCUAAUUUAUGGCUUUUGCUUAGUGGGACAGGUAGAAGUAGCAUUUGGUUUUCUAAAUGAAAUGCUAUCAAAUAGCAUCAGGCCAAAUGUUUAUUCCUAUACUAUAUUGAUUGAUGCAUUGUGUAAGGAAAGAAAGCUAGGAGAAGCCAAGAGUGUGUUAGGUAUGAUGGUGAAAGCUCAUGUGAAACCUGAUGUUGUUAGCUUUAAUGCUCUAAUAGAUGGAUACUACGUAGUUAAUAAAGUGAAGAAUGCGAAACAAGUAUUGAGUGCAAUGAUCCACAUAGGAGUGAGUCCUGACGUUUGGACCUACAAUAUCAUGAUAAAUGGACUCAUAGGGAAUGAAAGGGUGCAUGAAGCCAUAAAUCUCUUUCAGGAAAUGCACAAUAGAAAUAUGGUUCCUGAUACAGUGACUUACAGUACUGUUAUAGAUGGUUUAUGCAAAGCUGGAAGAAUCUUUCAUGCUUGGGAUCUUUUUCGUGAGAUGCAUGGUAGAAAUCAACAAACAAACUUGAUCACUUAUAAUUCCUUGAUUAACGGUUUAUGCAAAAAUCAUCAUCUAGACAAGGCAAUUGAAUUAUUGAGGAAAAUGAGAAAGAAUGGAGUUCAGGCCGAUAUGUACACUGUAAAUAUACUUCUUGAUGGGAUGUGUAGAAGGGGGAGACUUAAGAACGCACAAGAGAUUUUUCAAGAUCUAUUGAAUAACGGUCACAAUCCUGACCUCUGUACUUAUAAUAUUAUGAUCAAUGGUCUUUGUAGAGAGGGUUUGCUUGAUGAGGCAUUCACCUUGUGGUCCAAAAUGGAAGACAGUGGUUGUUUAUCUAAUGUUAUUACUUUUGAAAUAAUCAUUUCUGCUCUCUUUAAGAAGGACGAGACGGAAAAGGCAGAAAUUUUUUUGCAUAAAAUGAUUUCUAGAGAGUUGUUGAAAUGAAGAAAG